Molecule: messenger RNA, 654 nt
Organism: Fonsecaea monophora
Lineage: Eukaryota; Fungi; Ascomycota; Eurotiomycetes; Chaetothyriales; Herpotrichiellaceae
Exons: 2
Coding region: 1-654 (217 amino acids)
Source: RefSeq, a predicted model, not a curated record
AUGGCAGCCAAGGUUAUAUUCCUAAUGGCAGACGACGGCCAUGACCCUACAGAAGCCGCGAUUCCCUGGAAAAUCUUCAAGGACGCCGGAUUCGAUGUCUCCUUCGCUACCGAGUCCGGCAACCCGCCCAAAUGCGACGACAAGAUGCUCAAGGGCUGGACUGGCGCCGUGCUCGGGGCUUCCAAGGCCGCGAAGCGCGCGUACCGCGACCUCUCUAACACAUGCGAAGCGUUCCAGCGGCCGCUGGCCUGGACGGACCCGUCGUUCACCCUGGAUGGGUACGACCUCGUCUUCCUCCCCGGUGGCCACGAGAAGCGGGUGCGCCAGAUCCUGGACUCGGCGAGGGUCCACGACCUCCUGGCGAGGUAUUUUCCGCAGACGCGGAAACCGUCCCGCAAGGCGCUGGCGGCCAUCUGUCACGGCGUGCAGGUGCUGGCCCUGUCGACGGGGCACGACGGGAGAAGCGUGAUCCACGACACCGUCACCACGGCCUUGCCCGCGUACAUGGAGCAGGGCAUCUAUCACGCCACCAGGGUCUUUCUGGGCGAUUACUACAAAACCUACGGGGCGGGAACGGAGUCGGUCGAGGAAAUCGUCAAGAAGAGGUUGGGAGACAGGGCGCAAUUCAAGAACAGCUGGAGCUUGGGUCCGUAA